This is a messenger RNA of Chanos chanos (milkfish), 5754 nucleotides long. It is a transcript of the gene kif1aa, whose product is annotated as kinesin family member 1Aa. NCBI's taxonomy places the organism in Eukaryota, Metazoa, Chordata, Actinopteri, Gonorynchiformes, Chanidae. The coding region runs from base 105 to 5510 and encodes 1801 amino acids. Gene Ontology annotation, molecular function: microtubule binding; ATP binding; microtubule motor activity. The transcript is spliced from 48 exons. The record is from RefSeq and is a predicted model, not a curated record. Gene Ontology annotation, biological process: microtubule-based movement.
AGUGAAUAGCUGUUUCAGACAGCCAAAGCAAAUAGAGGGGAGCAGGCAUUUGCGAGGUGUAAGUAGAUUUGGGAUUUGGGAGGAGUGCCGGAGAGAAGGGCACCAUGGCGGGGGCGUCGGUGAAGGUGGCGGUGCGGGUACGACCUUUCAACUCGCGGGAGAUGAGCAAAGAGAGCAAAUGUAUCAUCCAGAUGUCUGGAAACACAACCACAAUCAUCAACCCCAAAGCACCCAAAGAGACCAAGAGCUUCAAUUUUGACUUCUCUUACUGGUCCCACACCUCACCAGAGGACAUUAACUAUGCCUCACAGCAGCAAGUGUACAGUGACAUCGGGGAGGAGAUGCUGCUUCAUGCCUUUGAAGGCUACAAUGUCUGUAUCUUUGCCUAUGGACAGACAGGAGCUGGCAAAUCCUACACCAUGAUGGGCAAACAAGAGAAAGACCAACAAGGGAUAAUCCCACAGCUAUGUGAAGAUCUUUUCACCAAAAUUAGUGAAAAUAAUGACAACAGUAUGUCUUUCUCAGUGGAGGUAAGCUAUAUGGAGAUUUACUGUGAGCGUGUGCGUGACCUGCUGAACCCUAAGAACAAAGGGAACCUGCGUGUGCGUGAGCAUCCUCUAUUGGGACCCUAUGUGGAAGACUUGUCGAAACUUGCCGUCACCUCCUAUAAUGAUAUCCAGGACCUGAUGGACUCAGGAAACAAGGCCAGGACUGUGGCCGCCACCAACAUGAACGAGACAAGCAGUCGUUCUCAUGCCGUCUUUAACAUCAUCUUCACUCAGAGACGCCACGACGCUGAGACAGACAACACCUCUGAAAAGGUCAGCAAAAUCAGCUUAGUUGACCUGGCAGGCAGUGAGAGGGCUGAUUCCACAGGAGCCAAAGGCACCAGACUGAAGGAAGGAGCCAACAUCAAUAAAUCGCUCACUACUCUGGGAAAAGUCAUUUCUGCCCUGGCUGAAGUGGAUUCUGGAGGAUCAAACAAGAACAAGAAAAAGAAGAAGGUGGAAAGUUUUAUUCCCUACAGAGACUCUGUGCUAACAUGGCUUCUGAGAGAGAAUCUAGGUGGGAACUCCCGCACGGCCAUGGUGGCUGCGCUGAGUCCAGCAGACAUUAACUAUGACGAAACCCUCAGUACUCUCAGGUAUGCAGACCGGGCCAAACAGAUCCGCUGCAAUGCUGUCAUCAACGAGGAUCCCAACAAUAGACUGAUCAGAGAGUUGAAAGAGGAGGUGUCUCGUCUGAAAGAUCUCAUCUUCGCUCAGGGCUUGGGUGACAUCAUCGAGAGUAAGGGUUCCCAUUGGCUUAGGUCGACAAACAAUAACAAUAACCUCCGACCUGUCAAUCAAAGGGAUGAUCUCUCCACAGUGACCAAUGCCAUGACGGGGAUGAGCCCCUCUCCCUCUCUCUCCGCCUUGUCCAGCCGUGCCGGUUCAAUCAACAGCCUGCACGACCGUAUCAUGUUCAGCCCUGGUAGUGAGGAAGCCAUCGAGAGGCUUAAGGAAACAGAGAAAAUCAUUGCAGAGCUCAAUGAGACCUGGGAGGAGAAACUCCGCCGUACAGAAGCUAUCAGAAUGGAAAGGGAAGCCCUGCUUGCUGAAAUGGGUGUGGCCAUGAGAGAAGAUGGUGGUACACUUGGUGUAUUUUCGCCCAAAAAGACACCUCAUCUUGUUAAUCUCAAUGAGGAUCCUCUUAUGUCUGAGUGCCUUCUCUACUACAUUAAAGACGGAAUCACAAAGGUGGGUAGAGAAGAUGCCAGCAGUCGACAGGACAUCGUCCUCAGUGGACAUUUUAUAAAAGAGGAGCACUGUAUCUUUACCAGCACUACGGGACCUGCAGGAGAGGCGACAGUUAUUUUGGAGCCUUGCGAGGAUGCUGAGACAUAUGUGAAUGGGAAAAGAGUGACAGAGCCCACGAUUCUGCGAUCAGGAAACCGUAUAAUCCUGGGAAAGAGCCAUGUGUUCCGUUUUAACCAUCCGGAGCAGGCUCGUCAGGAACGGGAACGCACGCCGUGUGCUGAGACCCCUGCCGAACCCGUGGACUGGGCAUUUGCACAGAGAGAACUGCUAGAGAAACAGGGCAUUGACAUGAAACAGGAGAUGGAUCAGAGACUGCAGGAACUUGAAGAUCAGUACAGGAGAGAGAGAGAGGAGGCAAACAACCUUUUGGAACAACAGAGACUGGAUUAUGAGAGUAAGUUGGAGGCCCUUCAGAAGCAGGUGGAUCGCUGUUACCCAGAUGCUGCAGAGGAAGAGGAUGAACCUGAAGAGGAAGUCCAAUGGACGGAGAGGGAGACAGAGCUGGCUCUAUGGGCAUUCCGUAAGUGGAGGUGUUACCAGUUUACCUCCCUCAGAGACCUGCUGUGGGGUAAUGCCAUCUUCCUCAAGGAGGCCAAUGCCAUUAGCGUGGAGCUGAAGAAGAAGGUUCAGUUCCAGUUUGUGCUACUGACAGACACAUUGUACUCCCCAUUGCCCCCUGACCUUCUACCUCCUGAGGCAACCAAGGACCGUGAGAAACGACCUUUCCCACGAACCAUCGUGGCAGUUGAAGUUCAGGACCAGAAAAAUGGAGCCACACAUUACUGGACUCUAGAGAAACUGAGGCAGAGGCUGGAUCUAAUGAGAGAGAUGUAUGACCGAGCCGCAGAGGUUCCCAGCACUGCCAUAGAGGACUGUGAUAAUGUGCUUACUGGAGGGGACCCGUUUUACGACCGCUUUCCCUGGUUCCGUCUGGUUGGAAGCAACCCUUUAUUCAACACAUGCAUGAGUGAGCGUACAAGCAACCCCACCCCCUCCCCCUCCCUGUCCAACCCCACCUCUGAGCUCACCGAGCUGGCAGACCCCUGGCCGGACGGGAGGGUGGAGGAGGAAGAGGAGCUCGAUGAUUCUGACGACCAGGAUGAUGAUCUCUUUUUGGAUGACCCAUGCUCGGAGCUUGGGUCGUAUGAUGAUGAUGAUGAUGAUGAUGAUGAUGAUGAUGAUGAUGAUGAUGAAGAGCGAUGCAGAGGCUCGGGCGAAGCAAUGGACCCAUUUUAUGAGCGCUCACCGCUGUUCAGUGUAGUGGGAAGGGCCUUUGUGUACUUAAGUAACCUACUCUACCCUGUCCCACUGGUGCAUCGUGUGGCCAUUGUAAAUGAGAAGGGGGAAGUGAAAGGAUUUCUCAGAGUAGCUGUGCAGGCCAUCUCAGCUGAUGAAGAGGCACCAGAUUACGGCUCAGGGGUCCGCCAGUCUGGCACUGCCAAGAUUGCCUUUGAGGAUCACCAGUUUGAGAAGUCGGAGUCAUGUCCAGUUGGUCUCUCUCGGUCGGGCGUGUCCCAGGAAGAGCUCCGCAUUGUGGAGGGAGAGGGACAGAACUCUGAGAUGGGACCAUCAGCUGACGAAGUCAACAACAACACCUGCACUAGUAAUACAGGCUGUGCUCUCGAUGGUCAUCUGGAUGGGAACCUGGAGCACCUGAAGAUCGGUGAAGUGUUCACUUUCAGAGUGACUGUGCUCCAGGCAUCCAGCAUCUCUGCUGAAUACGCUGACAUCUUCUGCCAGUUCAAUUUUAUUCAUCGUCAUGAUGAAGCGUUCUCCACAGAACCGCUGAAGAACACAGGUCGCGGACCUCCGCUGGGGUUCUACCACGUACAGAACAUUGCUGUUGAAGUGACGAAGUCCUUUGUGGAGUACAUUAAGACCCAGCCCAUUGUAUUUGAAGUGUUUGGCCACUACCAGAAGCAGCCGUUCCCACCGCUGUGCAAGGAUCUCAUCAGUCCAUUGCGUCCAUGCAGAAGACAAUUUCCCAAAGUCAUGCCUCUGUCCAAACCAGUUCCUGCUACUAAGCUGACAACCCUGGCUCGCCCCACUGCUGGGCCAUGCCAUUGCAAAUAUGACCUCAUGGUAUUCUUCGAGAUAUGUGAACUUGAAGCCAACGGAGAUUAUAUCCCUGCAGUGGUGGACCACAGAGGGGGUAUGCCAUGUCAUGGCACUUUCCUACUACACCAGGGCAUUCAGAGGAGAAUUACCGUAACCAUAGUUCACGAGACAGGCGAUGAUAUAGAGUGGAAGGAGGUGCGGGAACUUGUUGUGGGGCGCAUCCGGAACACUCCAGAAGCGGACGAGACCAUCAUCGACCCCAACAUUCUAUCGCUCAACAUACUGUCGGCGGGAUACGUUAGGCCGACACAAGACGACAGGACGUUCUAUCGUUUUGAGGCAGCAUGGGACAGCUCCAUGCAUAACUCACUGCUGCUGAACCGUGUCACUCCCUAUGGGGAAAAAAUCUACAUGACCCUCUCUGCCUACCUGGAGAUGGAGAACUGCACUCAACCCACAGUUAUAACCAAAGACUUCUGCAUGGUGUUCUAUUCGCGAGACGCCAAACUCCCAGCGUCUCGCUCCAUACGCAAUCUCUUCAGCAGCGGCAGUUUACGAGUCUCAGAGGGAAAUCGAGUUACUGGAGUCUAUGAGGUUAGUCUCUGCCACGUGGCUGAUGCAGGGAGUCCAGGCAUGCAGCGCAGACGGAGGCGAGUUCUGGAUACUUCAGUGGCGUAUGUUCGGGGCGAGGAGAACUUGGCUGGGUGGAGGCCCCGCAGUGACAGCCUCAUCCUGGACCACCAGUGGGAGCUGGAGAAACUCAGCCUCCUACAGGAGGUGGAGAAAACCAGGCACUACCUCCUCCUGCGGGAGAAGCUCGAGUCCACCCUACUGCUGGGUCAGGAGUCAAUGCUGUCCUGUGGGAGUGAGGAGCAGACUGAGUCCUCCUUCUCCUCCACAGAGCUCAACCAGAGCCCUGACAUCACCACUGAAAGACAGAAAGAAUUGGCUGCCAAGUGUCUGCGGCUGCUCACUCAUACCUUUAACAGAGACUACAGCCAUGUGUGUGUGAGUGCUAGUGAGAGCAAGCUGAGUGAGAUGUCUGUAACGCUCCUUAAAGACUCCGCCUCUGGCACCGCCCUCAACACAAUCACACCUUCCUCAACGUGCCCCUCGCUAGUAGAGGGUCGCUACGGCAACAACCCUGAACUCAGACCCCCAACACCACGCUCGCGCUCUGUCAGCCCAAGCCCAGAUGCCACACAGGACGGCGAGGGCAAGAAGUCCCCAAGCACGGCCCCUGAGUCAAAGCCAAGGGCCCGCAUGUUCGUCCCUGAUAUUCAGGAGAUACGUGUGAGCCCCAUUGUCUCAAAGAAGGGCUACCUGCACUUUCUGGAGCCUCACACCAAUGGCUGGGUGAAACGGUACGUGGUGGUCCGCAGGCCAUACGUGUACAUCUACAACACGGAGAGGGACACGGUGGAGAGAGCCAUCCUCAACCUGUCCUCUGCUCAGGUGGAGUACAGCGAGGACCAGCAGGCAAUGCUUAAGACGCCCUACACAUUUGCUGUAUGCACAGAGCAUCGUGGGAUACUCCUCCAAGCCAGUAAUGAUAAGGAGAUGCAUGACUGGCUAUAUGCAUUUAACCCUCUCCUUGCUGGAUCCAUCAGAUCAAAAUUGUCCAGAAGAAGAGCUGGACAGAUGAGGCUUUGAGAUGAUCAAUGCUGUAUCGUAUAAAUCUAUAAAAGCACUGGGGGGAGGGGGGAAAAAAAAACAACACAAAAGACAAAGACUAACUUUGUAUAUAGAUCUCCUGAGAGAGCACCCUGUCCCCUUUCUGAGUCCAGUCUCUUUCCCUUGACACCUAGUUACCUUCCUGUCUGUUUGCCUGCACUUGCUCAGUCUAGCACUACCUAAUCACCUGUUCGCUCCACUGUUGUGUCUACGGAGCCUAACU